This is a messenger RNA of Emericellopsis cladophorae, 2157 nucleotides long. RefSeq lists its product as uncharacterized. Lineage: Eukaryota; Fungi; Ascomycota; Sordariomycetes; Hypocreales; Bionectriaceae. The transcript has 4 exons. The record is from RefSeq and is a predicted model, not a curated record. Gene Ontology annotation, molecular function: oxidoreductase activity, acting on paired donors, with incorporation or reduction of molecular oxygen; iron ion binding; heme binding. Gene Ontology annotation, biological process: sterol metabolic process. Bases 1 to 2157 code for a protein of 718 amino acids.
AUGGCUGCCAACGCGACCCAGUCGGCCUUCACUUCGGUGUUGGCCAGCACCAACUUUGCCGAAAUCGAUUUCGAGAGCAAUGUCCACUACCUCCUCGACACACUCAAGACGACAAGCGUAUGGACGUACCUCGUCACCCUCUUCUGCUUGUGCGUGGUGUACGAUCAGGUCAGUUACAUCACCAGCAAGGGCUCAAUCGAGGGCCCGGCCAUGAAGUUCCCCUUCAUGGGCCCCUUCUUGCAGUCCGUCAACCCCAAGUUCGAGGAAUACUACGCCAAAUGGACCAGCGGUCCCCUGAGCUGUGUCUCCGUCUUCCACAAGUUCGUCGUCAUCGCCUCGACCCGCGACAUGGCGCGCAAGGUUCUCAACUCCCCCGCAUACGUCAAACCCUGCGUCGUCGAUGUCGCUCACAAAUUGCUCGGUGCCGACAACUGGGUUUUCUUAGACGGCAAGGCCCACGUUGACUUCCGCAAGGGCCUGAACGGCCUCUUCACCCGCAAGGCCCUCGAGUCCUAUCUGCCAGGUCAGCAAGAUGUCUACAACCGCUACUUCAAGAAGUUUGUGCAAAUCACAAAGGACAAUGGCGGCAAGCCCAUCCCCUGGAUGGGCGAGUUCCGCGAGAUCAUCGUCGCCGUUUCCCUCCGUACCUUUGUCAACCAGUACAUGAGCGAUGACAUGGUCAAGAAGAUCUCGGACGACUACUACCUCAUCACCGAAGCCCUCGAGCUUGUCAACUUCCCCAUCAUCAUCCCCUACACCAAAACCUGGUACGGCAAGAAGGCCGCCGACAUGGUCAUGAUCGAGUUCUCCAAGUGCGCCGCCAAGUCCAAGGCUCGCAUGGCUGCUGGCGGUGAGAUCGGCUGCAUCAUGGAUGGCUGGGUCGACCAGAUGCUCAAGUCCGAGAAGUGGCGCGAGGCGCAGGCCAAGGGCGACGACAGCGUCGAGAAGCCCCAGCCCCUCCUCCGCAUGUUCGGCGACUACGAGAUCGCCCAGACUUUCUUCACCUUCCUCUUCGCUUCGCAAGACGCCACCAGCAGCGCCGCCACCUGGUUGUUUCAGGUCACUGCCCAGCGCCCUGAUGUGCUCGACCGUAUCCGCGAGGAGAACCUCAAGGUCCGCAACGGCGACAUCCACGCCGAGCUUGACAUGGACAAGCUCGAGUCGUUGGCCUACACCCGCGCUUGCGUUCGCGAGCUUCUGCGCUGGCGUCCUCCGGUCACCAUGGUUCCUUACGCGGUAAAGAAGCCCUUCCCCAUCACCGACUCAUACACCGUGCCCAAGGGUGCCAUGGUCAUCCCGACGACAUACAUGGCUCUCCACGAUCCCGAAGUUUACGAGAACCCCGAUAGCUUCGAUCCCGACCGUUAUUACAGCGGUGACGCUGAGGAGAAGGGCGCCAAGAACUACCUGGUAUUCGGCACCGGUCCUCACUACUGCAUCGGCCAGCAGUAUGCUCAGCUGAACCUGGCGCUCUUUAUUGGAAAGGCCUCGCUCAUGCUCGACUGGAAGCACCAUGCCACACCAAUCUCCGAGGACAUCAAGGUCUUUGCGACCAUUUUCCCCAUGAUUCGCACAAUGGCAGUCCCUCAACGUGCCUUGGGGGGCAUGCUCUUCCGUGCAGCGGUGACUGGCAGAACCGCCACGACAGCUCUGCGCACCGCGUCCCGCGCUUCUUCGCACAUCGUUUCCUCGCACUCAACACUUCGUCCUGCACAUGGGCCUCGUGUGCCGGGCCUACGAUGGUACUCUAUCAACAAGCCUAUCGCCCCGGAAAGCAAGAUCUAUAAGUAUGACGAUGUCGUCGAGGCGAUGGAGACGAAGAAGACCAAGGACGGGAGGCCGAGCUACCUGAUCGACGUACGCGAACCUGCGGAGUUACAGUCGACCGGCCGUAUCCCCGGCGCCAUCAACAUUCCCAUCACAACCGCGGUGCAAUCCUUCCACAUUUCGAACGAGGACUUCGAGGACAUGUACGGCUUCGAGCGGCCGCCCAAGGAUGCGCAUCUGGUGUUCUACUGCAAGGCUGGAGUCAGGGCCAAGUCAGCGGCUGGGCUAGCGGUACACGCUGGGUGGGAGAGCAUAGGAGAGUACCCUGGGAGCUGGCUGGACUGGGAGAAGAACAAUGGCAAGGUCGAGUCUGUCAGGGGGAACAACUAA